AUGGAUUUUGACGCCCUCCGAGCGCGGACGCUACGCUCCGGCGCAGAUGAGGAGGCCGUGACGGUCAACACAAGAGCCCUGAUAGACAAGGUCUUGGCUAGAUAUUCGGGAGAAUGGACAGUUCUGCGGGAAUUACUUCAGAACGCCGCAGACGCUUCGGCAACAAAGAUCACCAUCAAGUUCGAGACGAUACCAUCAGCCACAGUCCCGUUACCCGCAGACUCCUCGUCAUCGAGCCUACUGAGGCAUACAGUUCAGCACCAUACUCUGAAGAGGCUGGUAGUGACAAAUAAUGGACAGCCUUUCAGUGAGAAUGACUGGAAUCGCUUGAAGCGCAUUGCAGAAGGAAACCCGGAUGAGACCAAGAUCGGUGCUUUUGGUGUGGGUUUCUACUCCACCUUUGCAGAUUGCGAGAAUCCCUUUGUGUCUUCUGGGAAAGAGGCCAUGGCAUUCUUCUGGAAGAACAAUUCGCUGUUCACGAGACGGCUACAACUGCCUGAUUCCGAGACGUCUUCAGACACAAAUUUCGUCCUGGAUUAUCGGGACACCACUUCGCCAGUGCCGCCGCUACUACCGUUGGCACAGUUCCUCGCAAAUAGUCUGACCUUCGUGGGACUGGAGAACAUUGAAUUCUGGUUGGACGACUGGAACUUGCUCUCCCUGCGGAAGAAGACUUCGCCGAGUUAUGAGGUGCCAAUUCCCCGCGAUAUUGAACCGAAGACCAGCGAAGGUUUCAUGAGGGUCACAAAGGUUUCCAAGGAGAUUGCACAAAUAGACGGGUCAUGGAUGACGGUCAUCGGCUGGAAAGCGUCCAAGACGGCCGCUCAUUCCUCAUCCGACCGAGAUGCUGCCCCUUCAUUACGCAAAUUCUUCUCAAGGUUAGCAGGGACUGUGCAAGAAGAAGCCCGCGUCGAUAGCAAGCCUGAUGGGCCGGCCAGUACGGAUCUUUUGGCAACAAAGGUGUCUGCCACCGUCUUUCUGAACGUUAACACUGCAACCAUCAAGACGUUCACAGGCGUCAAGUUCAACGAAGAACUCGAGCGAGCGACGAAGAAGCCGCCUCCGAAGUUCACCAAACUCGCCAUUCUUACUGCACCCUACAUCGAAGAUUCGAGCCUUGCUAAGGCUUCCGCGGCAGGCGACGUCUUCGGAACAGUGCUUCCAAGCCGAGGUGGCAAGAUAUUCAUUGGUUUUCCCACGCACCAGACAACUGGACUUAGCGCACACAUCUCAGCGCCUUCGGUGAUACCUACUGUUGAAAGAGAAUCUAUCGACUUGAAUGCCCGAUACGUCAGAACUUGGAAUAUGGAGAUGCUUCGUGCAGCUGGUGUUGUCUGUCGAAUGGUGUGGUCGUGCGAGUUACAAGAGCUCAAGGAGAAGACUCAGCGAGAAGCCAAUGGUCGAUCGAAGAUCCGUAUGGAGCAAGUCAGCCCAUUCUUGGACGAGGCGAUCACCACGUUCAAGAACUUCACGUUCAGAGAGUCAACGCCUUCGGCUUCCAUAGGCUCACUCCUGGAGGACGCAUUCUGGACGUGCAGCAAGAAAGCGUCCAUUGAAGUGGUCUCAACUUGUGGUGUACUGCCGACGCAUGAUGUCCGUAUAGCGCCCAAAGAUCUCAGUUUCAUGUCGGGCAUCCCGAUUCUACCAGAGAAACUGGCUUCUGAGGCACAUGUGUUUGUUUCCAAGCUUGUUGACUUCGGUCUUCUGACAGAAGUCACUGUCACUGACAUAAAGUUGGCGCUCGAAUCGAGCCCUCUCACUGCGCCUCAGGUGUCCGAAUUUCUGGGUUGGCUCACGAAACAAUCAACUCAGGGAAAGCUCGACAAGGCUACGAUUUCGAGUCUGCUGGCUGUUGCUGUCGCUAAUGACGACAGUCCUGAAGGAAAUGCGAGUCCGCUUCUACAACUUGGAGAGAUCCGUCACUUCUUGAACCCUAGCCGGACUCCGGUCGACUUUCCCGUCCCACCGACUGUCAUGCCAUUCAAAUUCACGAGGGGCAUGAGCAAACAUGAGCUGGAGAGCCUGGGCUGGGAGGAGCUUCAAUUAGUGACGUGGGUCCGGUGGCUCAUUGCUCAGGCCGGGAAUCGUCAGAUACUCGCAGAAAAUCAAGAUAUCACGAAAUCCGCCGAAUUCAGCUCGCAGGUCAUGCCUUUACUGUCGAAACAAUGGGACUCUCUUAGCCAGCCUUCAAAGACUGCCCUCGUCGAGAUUCUUGUCAAGCACACUGUGAUUCCCACGAAAUUUGGGAUGAAAAAGCCCGGUGAUGCUUACUUCCCGAACGUGAAACUAUUUGAUGAUCUGGCGACGAUAGAAGGUCUCGGGAACGUCAAAGACAAGUUCUUGCUUGCUCUCGGCGUCCGCAAGACUGUGGAAUUGGAUGUCGUGUUCGGAAGACUCUUGUCGCUAGAGCCGAAAUCCGCAAAGGCUGUCACCGCCACGAAACCUCAAUGGAGCCAUGUUGACCUGAUCAAAUACCUUGCAUCUGUACGUGAUGACAUUCCAGGGGCCGACAUACAGAAACUGAGGAGCACUGCCAUAUGUCCGAAACAACUGGAUGGCAGGGAUGGCGGAGAGUCUACUGAGCUGUACAAAGUGAGCGAACUCUUCGAGCCACGGCAUGAUCUGCGCCAGUUGGGACUCCCAGUUCUGGCUUGGCCAGGCGCCUACCGCACCAAUACGCCAGAAGGCCGGUUCUUGAAUUCUCUCGGUUUGCGAACGACGCCCUUGGCUCCGGAGCUUGUUCAAAUCAUGGCUGAAGCCGGAAAGAAAGGACCUACGUACGACCUUGACCGCCGUGAUCGAGCGCUCGCCUAUUUUCUAUCCCACCAUCAUGGCUACGGCUACGGGAUGUUUGACUAUCAGAGCAUCACCGUCCCUUUCUUGCCGCUCGAGAACAAGCCCGAUCGGCUUGCCACUCCCGCACGGUGCUUCGCAGACGAAGGAGCUGCCCUGCUUGGUUUCGACAUCCUGAAGCGUGACUGGACUCCUCAUGCGCCUAAAUUCGGUGUUCGACAACAUCCGCCAAUGGAUCAGUGCAUCAAUAUACUAGCAAACAAGCCACCGAGCACUUAUAACGACGCACGUGUCCUCUUCAGUUAUUUUGCCGGACGCUUGGGAGAAAUCAACACCAACGGUAUGGCGCGACUCAGUGAUCUGAACUUCAUACCCAUCUUCGGGAAGGGUAAAGAGAAGUCGGCACCCCAAACCCACACUUCGCCCCGAAACUGCUUUCUGGGCGAAAGUGAGGCUUUCGGCGAGAUCUUUCACUUCGUGGAUUUUGGUGCUGAGGCGAACUCGUUCCUCAUCAAAUGCGGCUGUAAGCAGGAGCCUUCCAAGCUGGAGAUCGCGCAGAUUCUUGUGAAGGAACCCGCACGCAUCUCUGCAACCUUCCGCAACGCCGAGAAGUACAUGGCUCUGCUCCGGAGCAUGGCCGAGGCAACUAAGACUCUUAAGAAGAACAAAGAACUGUGGGCAGAAAUGAGGAGAGCGCCGUUCCUCCUUGCGAGCAGUGAACUGCCACCAACGUCUCCAGUAGCCAAGCAUGCUGGCCAUGCUGACGAAGCUGAUCAGCUCGAUGAGGACGAAGUCCAGGGUAUUCGUGAAUUCCAGCUGUGCAGCGCGGCUGACGCUAUCAUUAUUGACGACUACCUCAACUACAAUCUAUUCAAGGCAGACAUCCUUGCCGCACCGCAGGAAGAAAGCCUCGAGGACUUCUACUUUGCUCUCGGAUCCCCGUUGCUCAGCUCGCUGGUGGAGGAAGCGGCUCGCCAUGGCCCCCGGGCUCCUGAUCAAAAGCCUGCACAGAAACUACAGAAGCAGAUCCUGGAGAGAUCGACGCUGUUUCUACACGAGCAGCCCUCGGACACCAUCAAGCAUGACGCAAAGUGGCUGGAGAAGAAUCUGCAGGUCCAGCUGGUGUCGUCAAUUUCUCUGAGAAGAUCGCUGCGAGGACGAAACGUCAGCCACACAGAAAAGCGCACGGCGGUCAUAACUGCGGUCAACAAGGAGUACACUCUCUGGAUCACAGGUGCUAAACCGGACUUGUACCAGGUCAGCCAGGCUCUGGUGCACAUUUUGCUCACCCGACCAAAACUUCAUUCGGCCAUCACGCUGGAGAUGCUGCUGAAGACUGAUCUGCUUGAUCUUCGCGCCCGAGGCUUCAACGUCUCUCGCAUCCUGCGGCAGAAGGCUGCUGAAGCAAGACUGGCUGAAAGCAAGAGACAGCAACAACUUGAGGAGCAGCAGAAGCGCAUUGAGGAAGAGGAAAGGGCAUGGCGAGCUUCUCAAGCGCAGGCCGGGAAGGAAGGAGCCCGACAAGACCAUGUCCCAGGUGGAUUCCCAGACUCGCCCGACAACAGAUCAUUGACAGCGCCAGAGCCAGCCACGCCCACGCCGAUCAAUGCAGAGGACGUCCGCAGACAUGGUCGCAAUUUGUUCUCCAACUUGUCCCGUCAGCUGGGAUUCGGCAACAACCGUCACAUUCAGCAGAUGCUUGGCAACAACGACGAUAGCAGCCAACGAGAACUCACCAAUGCCAGUGGGACAGCCGAUCCUCCGCCACCAUACCAAUACGAUCAGCAAGGCAACCAAGCACAGCCCAAGCCGACUGGCGGCUCGGUGACGGCGCCUCACCAACUCCGCGAGAAUCUCCUCACAGCCAUCAAAAAGUCUCGCGCACACAACUCGUCCGACAUCUUCAGCCGCGGAGAGACCAACGUCCUCCAGGAAACGAAAUCGUACUGCGACGAGCACCCGGCUCACGAUCUGACUUUCGUGGCAGAAAUCAAACAUGGCAUCAACUGCUACCUGGCGCCCUCGUCCGUGAGCAACUCCAGCCAGUUCCUCCAACAGCACUCCCAUGGCCUCACGUCGUUCGCACACCUCUUGAACUCUCUCGCGGAGGUCUUCUCCCUCAGUCCACGGACGCUAAACAUCUUUUUCGAAACGUCCGGCAAGACCAUCGGGUUCAACCGAAACGGGUCGAUAUUCUGCAACUACCGAUACUUUGAACAACUCCACGAGCGGAAUAUUGUGGGCCAAGGGACAGAAGCGGAAGCUUAUGCCGAGGCGUUUGUAUACUGGUGGGUGAUUCUGUGCCAUGAGUUGGCCCAUAAUCUUGUGGGCGACCAUAGUAGCGAUCACAGUUAUUACACGGAAGGGUUCGUGGCGCAGUAUUUCGGCAGGGUAGUCAGGGUGUUGGGUCAGAGUCAGGGCCAGGGCCAAGCUCAGCAACUACCCAUCAGAGGAAGAGAGGGUGAGGGUGAGGGUGCGAGUUUGAAUGCUCCGCUUGUUGAGAUCUAA
Molecule: messenger RNA, 5301 nt
Organism: Cladophialophora yegresii CBS 114405
Lineage: Eukaryota; Fungi; Ascomycota; Eurotiomycetes; Chaetothyriales; Herpotrichiellaceae
Exons: 1
Coding region: 1-5301 (1766 amino acids)
Source: RefSeq, a predicted model, not a curated record